Messenger RNA from Nycticebus coucang (slow loris), 6022 nucleotides. It is a transcript of the gene ABCC5, whose product is annotated as ATP binding cassette subfamily C member 5. Lineage: Eukaryota; Metazoa; Chordata; Mammalia; Primates; Lorisidae. The transcript has 29 exons. Bases 246 to 4658 code for a protein of 1470 amino acids. Gene Ontology annotation, cellular component: membrane. Gene Ontology annotation, molecular function: ABC-type transporter activity; ATP binding; ATP hydrolysis activity. Gene Ontology annotation, biological process: transmembrane transport. The record is from RefSeq and is a predicted model, not a curated record.
CUUGUCAUAGUAUUUCCUAUUGUGAACGAAGUACACUGGCCUCCUCUCCCACCUUUGUAAAAAGUAGCACUAAUUUUUUCCAUAAUCAGCUAGGCUGGGUAACCUUUAGAGGAGAAGGUUGGACUUCUGUGAUCCCUGUAACAAGAAGGUUACUCUGAUCUGCAGACAUUGGAGACACUGGCAGAUGCCAGAAAUUCUGAAGUGAACCACGAGUCUGUGAGCCCUGGCACUUGCACUCAGAGAAGAUGAAGGAUAUCGACAUAGGAAAAGAGUAUAUCAUCCCCAGUCCGGGCUAUAGGAGUGUGAGGGAGAGAACCAGCGCUUCCGGGCAGCACAGAGAGGAAUCCAAGUUCAAGAGAACUCGACCGGUGGAAUGCCAAGACGCUUUGGAAACAGCAGCCCGCGCGGAGGGCCUCUCUUUGGAUGUCUCUAUGCAUUCUCAGCUCCGAAUCCUAGAUGAGGACCAUCCUAAGGGAAAGUAUCACCAUGGCUUGAAUGUCCUAAAGCCUAUCCGGACCACUUCCAAACACCAGCACCCAGUGGACAAUGCUGGGCUCUUCUCCUGCACGACAUUUUCAUGGCUUUCUCCCCUGGCUCGCAAGGCCCACAAGAAGGGGGAGCUCUUAAUGGAGGACGUGUGGUCUUUGUCCAAGCACGAGUCCUCUGACGUGAACUGCAGAAGACUAGAGAGACUGUGGCAAGAAGAGCUGAAUGAAGUGGGGCCAGACGCCGCUUCCCUGCGAAGGGUUGUGUGGAUCUUCUGCCGCACCAGGCUCGUCCUGUCCAUCGUGUGCCUGAUGAUCACGCAGCUGGCUGGCUUCAGUGGACCAGCCUUCAUGGUGAAGCACCUCUUGGAGUACACCCAGGCAACAGAGUCCAACCUGCAGUACAGCUUGCUGUUAGUCCUGGGCCUCCUCCUGACAGAAAUCGUGCGGUCUUGGUCGCUUGCACUGACGUGGGCAUUGAAUUACCGAACUGGUGUCCGUUUGCGGGGGGCCAUCCUAACUAUGGCAUUUAAGAAGAUCCUUAAGUUAAAGAACAUUAAAGAAAAGUCCCUGGGUGAGCUCAUCAACAUUUGCUCCAACGACGGGCAGAGGAUGUUUGAGGCAGCCGCUGUUGGCAGCUUAUUGGCUGGAGGACCCAUCGUUGCCAUUUUAGGCAUGAUUUAUAAUGUAAUUAUUCUGGGACCAACAGGCUUCCUGGGAUCAGCUGUUUUUAUCCUCUUUUAUCCAUCAAUGAUGUUUACAUCACGGCUCACUGCAUAUUUCAGGAGAAAAUGUGUAGCCGCCACAGAUCACCGUGUCCAGAAGAUGAAUGAAGUUCUUACAUACAUUAAAUUUAUUAAAAUGUAUGCCUGGGUCAAAGCAUUUUCCCAGAGUGUUCAAAAAAUCCGAGAGGAGGAGCGUCGGAUAUUGGAAAAAGCUGGAUACUUUCAGAGCAUCACUGUUGGGGUGGCUCCCAUCGUGGUGGUGAUUGCCAGCGUCGUGACGUUCUCUGUUCACAUGACCCUGGGCUUCGAUCUGACGGCAGCACAGGCUUUCACAGUGGUGACUGUCUUCAAUUCCAUGACUUUUGCUUUGAAAGUAACACCAUUCUCAGUGAAGUCCCUCUCAGAAGCAUCAGUUGCUGUUGACAGAUUUAAGAGUUUGUUUCUAAUGGAAGAGGUUCACAUGAUAAAGAACAAACCAGCCAGCCCUCACAUCAAGAUAGAGAUGAAAAAUGCCACCUUGGCAUGGGACUCCUCCCACUCCAGUAUCCAGAACUCACCUAAGCUGACCCCCAAAAUGAAAAAAGACAAGAGGGCUGCCAGGGGCAAGAAAGAGAAGGGGAGGCAGCUGCAGCGCACUGAGCAUCAGGCGGUGCUGGCAGAGCAGAAGGGCCACCUUCUCCUGGACAGCGACGAGCGGCCCAGCCCUGACGAGGAGGAAGGCAAGCACAUCCACCUGGGGAGCCUCCGCCUGCAGAGGACGCUGUACAGCAUCGACCUGGAGGUCCAAGAGGGAAAACUGGUUGGAAUCUGUGGCAGUGUUGGAAGUGGAAAAACCUCUCUCAUUUCAGCCAUUUUAGGCCAGAUGACACUUCUAGAGGGCAGCAUUGCAAUUAGUGGAACCUUCGCUUAUGUGGCCCAGCAAGCCUGGAUCCUGAAUGCCACUCUGAGAGACAACAUCCUCUUUGGGAAGGAAUUUGAUGAAGAAAGGCAAGGAAUGCUUGGUUUCCAUCUUGGCCACGUGAGAUGCAAGGCAGCCCAAGUCCAUGGUCUUUACUCCAGCCACGUCCCUGACACUCUCUUUGUGUCUUCCAGAUAUAAUUCUGUGCUGAAUAGCUGCUGCCUGAGGCCUGACCUGGCCAUCCUCCCCAACAGUGACCUGACUGAGAUUGGAGAGCGAGGAGCCAACCUGAGUGGUGGGCAGCGUCAGAGGAUCAGCCUCGCCCGGGCCUUGUAUAGCGACAGGAGCAUCUACAUUCUGGAUGACCCCCUCAGUGCCUUAGAUGCCCACGUGGGCAACCACAUCUUCAACAGUGCUAUCCGGAAGCACCUCAAGUCCAAGACGGUUCUGUUUGUCACCCACCAGUUACAGUACCUAGUUGAUUGCGAUGAAGUGAUCUUCAUGAAAGAGGGCUGUAUUACAGAAAGAGGUACCCAUGAGGAACUGAUGAAUUUAAAUGGUGAUUAUGCUACCAUUUUUAACAACCUGUUGCUGGGAGACACCCCUCCAGUUGAGGUUAAUUCAAAAAAGGAAACCAGUGGUUCACAGAAGUCACAAGACAAGGGCCCUAAAACAGGAUCAGUAAAGAAAGAGAAAGCAGCAAAGCCAGAGGAAGUAGGGCAGCUUGUGCAAGUGGAGGAGAAGGGGCAGGGUUCAGUGCCCUGGUCAGUAUACGGUGUCUAUAUCCAGGCUGCUGGGGGUCCCUUGGCAUUCCUGGUCAUCAUGGCCCUCUUUGUGCUGAACGUAGGCAGCACUGCCUUCAGCACCUGGUGGCUGAGUUACUGGAUCAAGCAAGGAAGUGGGAACACCACAGUGACUCAAGGGAACCACACCUACGUGAGCACCAGCAUGAAGGACCAUCCUCUCAUGCAUUACUACGCCAGCAUCUACGCCCUCUCCAUGGCAGUCAUGCUGAUCCUGAAAGCCGUUAGAGGAGUUGUCUUUGUCAAGGGCACCCUGCGAGCCUCCUCCCGGUUGCAUGAUGAGCUUUUCCGAAGGAUCCUUCGAAGCCCUAUGAAGUUUUUUGACACCACCCCGACAGGGAGGAUUCUCAACAGGUUUUCCAAAGACAUGGAUGAAGUUGACGUGCGCCUGCCAUUCCAGGCUGAGAUGUUCAUCCAGAAUGUUAUCCUGGUGUUCUUCUGUGUUGGAAUGAUCGCAGGAAUUUUCCCCUGGUUCCUUGUAGCAGUGGGGCCCCUCGUCAUCCUCUUUUCAGUUCUGCACAUUGUGUCCAGAGUCCUGAUUCGAGAACUGAAGCGUCUGGACAAUAUCACACAGUCACCUUUCCUCUCCCACAUCACGUCCAGCAUACAGGGCCUUGCCACCAUCCAUGCCUACAAUAAAGGGCAGGAGUUUUUGCACAGGUACCAAGAGCUGCUGGAUGACAACCAGGCUCCCUUCUUCCUGUUCACGUGUGCGAUGCGGUGGCUGGCUGUGCGGCUGGACCUCAUCAGCAUCGCCCUCAUCACCACCACCGGGCUGAUGAUCGUUCUCAUGCAUGGGCAGAUUGCCCCAGCCUAUGCAGGGCUGGCCAUCUCUUACGCUGUCCAGUUAACAGGUCUGUUCCAGUUUACAGUCAGACUGGCAUCUGAGACAGAAGCUCGAUUCACCUCAGUGGAGAGGAUCAAUCACUACAUUAAGACACUCUCCUUGGAAGCACCCGCCAGGAUUAAAAACAAGGCUCCUUCCCCUGACUGGCCUCAGGAAGGGGAGGUGACCUUUGAGAAUGCAGAAAUGAGGUACCGAGAAAACCUCCCUCUGGUCCUGAAGAAAGUGUCCUUCACCAUCAAACCUAAGGAGAAGAUUGGCAUUGUGGGGCGGACAGGAUCAGGGAAGUCCUCUCUGGGGAUGGCCCUCUUUCGUCUGGUGGAGUUAUCUGGAGGCUGCAUCAAGAUUGACGGAGUGAGAAUCAGUGACAUUGGCCUUGCUGACCUCCGAAGCAAACUCUCUAUCAUUCCCCAAGAGCCAGUGCUGUUCAGUGGCACUGUCAGAUCAAAUUUGGACCCCUUCAACCAGUACGCGGAAGACCAGAUUUGGGAUGCCCUUGAAAGGACACACAUGAAAGAAUGUAUUGCUCAGCUACCUCUGAAACUUGAAUCUGAAGUGAUGGAGAACGGGGAUAACUUCUCAGUGGGGGAACGGCAGCUCUUGUGCGUAGCAAGAGCCUUACUCCGCCACUGUAAGAUUCUGAUUUUAGAUGAAGCCACAGCUGCCAUGGACUCAGAGACAGACUUACUGAUUCAGGAGACCAUCCGAGAAGCAUUUGCAGACUGCACCAUGCUGACCAUUGCCCAUCGCUUGCAUACAGUUCUGGGCUCUGAUAGGAUCAUGGUGCUGGCCCAGGGACAGGUGGUGGAGUUUGACACCCCAUCAGUCCUUCUGUCCAAUGAUAGUUCCCGGUUCUAUGCCAUGUUUGCUGCUGUGGAGAACAAGGUUGCUGUCAAGGGCUAACUCCUACUCAUUGAUCAAGUCCCUUUUCUUUGGAGCAUUGCCAUUCCCUGCCUGGGGCGGGCCCCUCAUCGCGUCCUCCUGCCGAAACCUUGCCUUUCCCAAUUUGGUCUUUCGCACAGCAGUUCAGGAUCAGCUUUGUGUUUUACUUUUAGGAGAGUCCUAUUUUGAUUAUUGUAUUUAUUCCAUAUUCAUGUAAACAGAAUUUAGUUUUUGUUCUUAAUUGCACUCUAAAAGGUUCAGGGAACCGUUAUUAUAAUUGUAUCAGAGGCCUAUAAUGAAGCUUUAUACGUGUAGCUAUAUCUAUAUGAAAUUCUGUACAUAGCCUAUAUUUACAGUGAAAAUGUAAGCUGUUUAUUUUAUAUUAAAAUAAGCACUGUGCUAAUGACAGUGCAUAUUCCUUUCUAUCAUUUUUGUACAGUUUGCUGUACUAGAGAUACGGUUUUGCUAUUAGACUGUAGGAAGGGUAGCAUUUCAUUCAUUCUUCUCUAGCGGGUGGGUUCAUGGUGCCGGGUUUUCUGGGUGUCUAGAGGAAGGUGUGUGGCAAGAGUGGGCUGUCCGGGGCCCCUGUGCUGCCUGCCCACAGCCACUCCCGGGCAGGUGGAGUGGGGUGGGGCUGCUGGAGGCCGCGCAGAGCGCUGUGGAUUCUCAGGGCUCCUGCCUUCUGUCCUGGUGUCACUUCCUGUUUCUGUUAGGAGAGCAGCAGGGCAACGCCCUGGCCCCCUUUUCACUCCCUCCAACAGGAGUAAGAAUUACAGAAACAUUCCUCAGAGUAGGGGGAGUUUCUUUCCUGCCUUCCUCUUUUUGCUGUCGUUUCUAAACAAAAAUCAGUUUAUUCACAGAGUGUCCCACUGCCUCAGGUUCCUAACGCUGGCCACUUGCACAGAGCUCUCCAGCUCCUAGACCUGUUGGUUCCAAGCCCCGGAGCCAACUGCUGCUUUUUUAGGUGGUACUUUUUCAUUUGCCUGUUCCCACACCUCCACGGUUCAGUGACAGGGUUCAGGGUUUUGUGGGUCUGUUUUCCUUUCUCCCUGCAGUUGUCACACAGUCUCUCUCUCUCUCCAAAGACUGCGACUUUAAGCAGCUCUUGCUAAUCAGUGUCUCACACUGGCGUAGAAGUUUUUUGUACUGUAAAGAGACCUACCUCAGGUUGCUGAUUGCAGUGUGGUUUGGUGUGUUCCCACCAACCCCCUUCGUGCUGUGGGGCCGGUAGCUCAGGUGGGCGUGGUCACUGCUGUCAUCAAUUGAACGGUCAGCGUUGCAUGUCGUGACCAACUAGACAUUCUGUCGCCUUAGCAUGUUUGCUGAACACCUUGUGGAAGCAAAAAUCUAAAAAAGUGAAUAAAAUUAUUUUGGAUUUUGUAAAA